CACAGGAUGUGUUACUGAUUACUAAGUGAUAGUUCUUAGUCACCAUUUUCUGCUGAAAUUACUGCUGUAAUCCUGGUUGUAACUUCUGGUGGUGAGAAACAUCAUCUUUGCUCACCUGUGUGUGCAGUUUGGUGUCUUAAUAUGGGGAAAAAUACCUGAAAAUAAUCAAAUUAGAUAUCAUGGGCGUCCCUCAAGAAAAAAGAUGAACGUAUUAAGGGCGCUUAAUAAGUACUUCCCGACAAAACAUGAAGUAGAGACCCCAGACAAGGUCAUCACAAUAUCAUCUCCCACUGUUGUUAAGCAUGAUAUUCACGUCGUCUUCAAUAAAAACACGCAGUCGUUUGAGGGCAUCCCGCCAGCAUGGAAAAAAUACAUUGAGAAUACCAUAGGCAAAGAUGAGGUGCAGAAUAACCCAGAGGCCGUCUUCUCGGCAGUUAUGUUUUGGAAUGCAUCAAUAUUCAAACAGAAAGAUGAACCAAAAUUCAAAUCGUCCCCACUGAAAUCAGAAGGUGGUAGCAAUUUUGAAGAGGCGCAUCCAUUAAAAAGAGCCGAAGAUGUUAAAAAGAGUACUGAGCAAGACCAGCCAGCAGACCCCAUCUACCUGAACAUUCCAGGACUCGUGAACAACCAUGAUGAACGACCAGAAGUGGAGAAUGGCCACAGCCCAGUACAGAUGCGGAGGAAGGCCGAUCACACGCUGAGUGACGAGGAGGUCAUGGCAGAAUUUCGGCGUAUUUGCUCUCCGAGGAAUCCCGAGAUGAUAUACGAGCGGGACAUGGAAUUGGGCGCAGGGGCAUCAGGAACAGUGUUCAUAGCUCGUGAGAAAGCCACUGGUUGUAAAGUAGCAGUGAAGGACAUUGAUCUUGCCAAGCAACCAAAAAAGGAACUCAUACUAAAUGAGAUCCAUGUAAUGAAAGAUCUCCAGCAUGAAAACCUCGUCAACUUCCUCGAUGUCUUCUUACUUAAUAAUCAUCUCUGGGUUGUCAUGGAGUUGCUGGAUGGUGGACCUCUGACGGAUGUAGUUACUGAGACUCUCAUGAAAGAACCUCAGAUUGCAGCAGUGUGCCACCACACUCUACGAGCCAUCGACUAUCUUCAUGAUAAUGGAGUGAUACAUCGAGACAUCAAGUCAGAUAACGUUCUCCUCGGCAAAGAUGGUUCCAUUAAGCUGACCGACUUCGGGUUCUGUGCUAACAUCACUGGGGACGAGAAGCGUCAGACCAUGGUAGGAACCCCAUACUGGAUGGCUCCUGAGGUUGUGAAUCGUAAACAUUAUGGCAAGAAGGUGGACAUCUGGUCCCUGGGCAUCAUGGCCAUCGAGAUGGUGGAGGGUGAACCUCCAUACCUGAAGGAAUCGCCGCUCAGAGCCCUCUAUCUUAUUGCUCUCAAUGGCAGACCAAACAUUCCUUCGUGGAAUAAAUUAUCCCCAGAUUUUCAGGACUUUUUAACCUGCUGCCUUGAAGUUAAUGUGGAGAAACGUGCAUCAGCCAAGGAACUCCUCGCUCAUCCAUUCCUCACUAUAGCAGUGAGCACCAAGACUCUGAAACCCCACAUUGAGGCAGCUCAGAAGAUCCUCGAGAAACGUAUCAGCAUGGUCUCUUAAGCUGGACUGAAUCGGAGUUGGUGUUUUAGGUUUAGAAGUCACAACUGUGUUUAUUUCCAAUGCACCGGCCAUCUCCCACCGAGGCAGGGUGACCUAAGAAGAAGAAAAAAGAAAGUUUUAUCUUUUAUUGUACCAGUCAUCUCCUACCGAGGCAGGGUAGGCAUUUGAGUCACCUCUUAUGAGAGACAUGACUUACAGAGGAAGAAUUCUUCUCCACUUCUCCAUGGAGAACGACUAUGCUCAUAACAACAUAUUUUUAAGGCUAGUUUUUAUUUAAACUGCACUGGACGUUUCCCACCAAGGUAGGGUGACCCAGAGAAGGAAGCACAUUCACCAUCAUUCGUUUAGUGGCUAUCCUGCCAUCUCACUCUACCUCAGUGGGAGACGGUCAGUGCAUUGAAAACAAAGAGGCCUAUGUCUACAUUGCAGUUAUUUUGCAUCUAUUGUUUACUGAUAGUAAACUGUGAUUUAUAAGCAAAUUAAGUAUAACUGUUGAAAAAAUAUUAAUUUUUUUGACUUGCAAGAAUUACAGUAUUACAGUCAACCUCACAAUAUAACAGACAUCAGUAUGACAGAUUUAUGAAGUAAUAGGCAAAAUCUGCUAAGUAUAUUGUAUUAUUAACUCUGUUAUUUUCAAUGUUUCUUGCAAUGUAUCUGUAAAUUGAGUGUACAGAGGUAAAUUAGGAAGACAGUAGAGUACUUAAGUUUUUUACUCCUAUAUUUUAACAUUAUUCUGAUUCACCGAGCACUAUAAGUGCAUUAUAUUGAGGUUCCAGUCAGGGAACAAAUGGAGUUCGAACCCAAGGCAAGACAGUCUUAAAACUCACAGGACAGUACAUUAACCACUUGACCUAUAAACUUUAGAACUCGCCUGCCAUGGGUUCAAGUCUCACCUAUUCCCUGAUUUGUUUGCAGUCGUGUUGUUAUGAUUUCGUGAGUCCUCGAGGGUCUACUAACAAACUUUGCUAGUCAUACAAGAUACAUCUGACAUAACCAAUAUGUGUCCUUGCAUUCAUGUGUCUUUACUGAACUUCUGUUUCGAUGUUAGAUAAAAUGACACAUGCACCUGAUGCAACAUUUACUGUGGCAACAUUUCAUUCACCAGGAGCUUAGUCGAGCUGUUACCGGAGAGCAAAACGUUGCCAUGAUAUACAGUAGGGCCUUGAAUAACAUAAUUUCGUUCAUCAUUUCAUUAUAACACAGAUGAGAAAAAGAAUUUAAUGAAUACAAUAAAUAAUGUAAAAUAAAAAUUUGUAAAGUAUAUGAUAAUCAUACAAAUGCACAACAACAAACAUUGUGGUACGAAAAUGCAGUGAGUCUGACGCCAUAUUUGUUAUUGUUUGUUUUUAAACUGCGUAGUGGUAGGAGGCGUUUCAUAUAUUUUUCCCUUUGCAAACAUUUAUUCCUUGAUUUAACCCUGUUGCAAUGAGUGUUGAAGGUGCACUGUGCACCACUGAUGUCUAUGGCCACAAAAAGCAGAGAAAAAGUGUAACAUUAGAAACAAAACUACAAGUUUUAAAGAGGUUUGACAAUGGAGGGCGAGAUGCGGUUUUGUCAAACGUUGUUUUUAAACCUAUCGACGAUGUUAAGUGAGGACUUAUUGUAAUAUCACAUUAGUUGCAUAUAUUAUUUUACCUAACUUUUUUUUCAACAAACCAGCCGUAUGGAGGCCUGGUCACAGACCGGGCCGCGGGGGCGUUGACCCCCGAAACUCUCUCCAGGUAAACUCCAGGUAUCUCACCAAGGCAGAAUGUUUGUAAAAGAAACCGAAAGUUUCUCUUUUUAAAUCUAGUAAUUUUAAAAUUUAAUAAUUUUACCUAACAUGUUGGUAAUUCUGCCAGCAUUAUUGCAAUUUGUUUGGAUGUUCUUAUGCAGUACAAGGAGUAAUUUUUAUUUUACCUCAUGUUAAGAGGUACAUUCAUGUGGACCAUUCAUCACAAUACAUGAUGAAUGUCCCCUUACACUAGUCGUGAGACAGAGAUGUGCACCACUGCAGUCGCAUCUCGAGUACAUGUGCCAUACUAGUGCUUCAAGUACAGUCCUUUUCCUUUAACCCUUAAACUGUCCAAACGUAGAUCUACGUUUACGCAUGUAGCGCUCCGACUUUGAUUUUCCCCAUUUGAAAGCAUGUAAAAAACGUAGAUCUACGUUCGGAGCACUACGCGAGCAAGUGUAGAUCUAUGUUUGGACAGUUUAGGGGUUAAGCUGUACAAUUAUAUUUUGUAACAUUGAGGUAAGGGCUGAGGAUGUUGAAGUUCUAAGGGUCAUCUGAACUGUGAUGUCAGCAUGCCUCCGGCAAGACAGUAAUUAAAUGAAUGAUGGUGAAUGUGUUUCUUCUCUUUUUGGGUCAUCCUACCUCUGUGGGAGAUGGCUAGUGAUUUCUCACCAAGGCUUGCUGUAAUACCUGGACAGGAGGUACUCAGCUUGUGGAAAAGUUCCACUCAUCAUGUUCCAACUUUACAAUGAAUUAAACCAUACCAUGGACGGGGAUAGAACCCACGAUCAGAGAGUCUCAAAACUCCAGACCGUCGCGUUAGCCACUGGACCAGCUAGCUACAAUAAGAUUCGUCCAACUAGUUAUAUUUCUACACCAUAGGAAGUCUAGCAUAGGCACCACUGUGACCACAAAUGCAAGCUUUUACAGACGAAUCUCCAGCUAGCAUCCUCUUCAAGGGGGGCUCCUUGGCGUGGUGAAGAGGCUCUUGGUCUGAGGAAUUAGACCUAUCGGUCUUCUUCCUCAGACCGAACCUAAUUACCCCCCAAUCUCCCCUCCCCUAUCCCAUCCUCCCCAUCCUCCCCUUUUUCCUUUCCUCCUCCUCCUCCCCACU
Molecule: messenger RNA, 4431 nt
Organism: Cherax quadricarinatus
Lineage: Eukaryota; Metazoa; Arthropoda; Malacostraca; Decapoda; Parastacidae
Source: RefSeq, a predicted model, not a curated record